Messenger RNA from Folsomia candida, 2024 nucleotides. Its product is annotated as mitochondrial 2-oxoglutarate/malate carrier protein. NCBI's taxonomy places the organism in Eukaryota, Metazoa, Arthropoda, Collembola, Entomobryomorpha, Isotomidae. The coding region runs from base 440 to 1381 and encodes 313 amino acids. The record is from RefSeq and is a predicted model, not a curated record. Gene Ontology annotation, molecular function: succinate transmembrane transporter activity; sulfate transmembrane transporter activity; malate transmembrane transporter activity. The transcript has 12 exons. Gene Ontology annotation, biological process: malate transmembrane transport; oxaloacetate transport; succinate transmembrane transport.
CUCAUGAUGAUCUUGCUUGUUCACGUGCCUUUUCCUCCACUCCACAUGAACUAUUACAAAAAUCAACCGUCUAGGAAUCCACGAGACUUUCUCUUUUUAGUCACUUCCACCCCGGGAAGUCUUCGAUUGCACAAUUUCUUUCCUCACUCUUGAAGAUCCUGCUUCAUUUUCCUCACUCCUCCCGUCCUUAAUUGUCCUUUCCUUCCUUUAACAAACUCUUUUAGUUAAAUCUUACUCCUCUCUUGACCUCAAGUACUCAAUAUUCACAAAUCGAAACCUUUAAUUCACUCAUAUUAUUAUUGGUUUUCUCUACGCUCCAAUCAGUUCACAAAUUCUUUGCCGGAAAUACAAAUACUCUUAACUAGUUCCUACCCAUAUCCCCUGCUCUGGAAUUCCCUAAUUACAAUAUAAUACUUUGAUCCAUCACCAAUAUAUAAUCAUGUCUCAGUCGUCACCCCCUGCAACCAUUCCAAAUGUCAUCAAAUUUGCAUUCGGAGGUUUAUCCGGAAUGGCGGCGACCUGCGUCGUGCAGCCCUUAGAUUUGGUCAAGACACGGAUGCAACUGAGUGGAACAGGGUCAGGAAAGAAGGAGUAUAAGACAAGCUUCCACGCUGCGAGAGCAAUUCUAAAACAGGAGGGAAUCUUCGCCAUGUAUAAUGGUCUUUCCGCUGGUCUAUUGCGACAAGCCUCCUACACCACGACACGACUCGGUAUAUAUACCUGGCUUUUCGAAAACUUUUCUGGAAAGGAUGGAGCGCCACCAGGCUUCCUGAUAAAAGCGGCCCUAGGCAUGACUGCUGGAGUCAUUGGUGCAUUUGUGGGAACACCAGCUGAGGUUUCCCUUAUCCGUAUGACUGCCGAUGGAAAAUUACCAGCCGCAGAAAGGCGCAAUUACACGAGCGUUUUUAAUGCAUUGGCUCGAAUGGUCAAGGAGGAAGGUGUUUUAACUCUGUGGAGAGGAGCAAUUCCAACGAUGGGCCGAGCUGCUGUCGUGAACGCUGCCCAACUUUCGUCAUAUUCCCAAGCCAAAGAAGGGCUCAUGAGCACAGGAUGGUUUAGUGAAGGCAUAUUCUUGCAUUUUUGUGCAAGCAUGAUUUCUGGUCUGGUAACCACUGCGGCAUCAAUGCCUGUGGAUAUUGCAAAAACUCGAAUCCAGAAUAUGAAAAUGAUUGAUGGAAAACCAGAGUAUAAGGGAGCUGCCGAUGUCCUCGUAAAAGUCAUCAAGAACGAGGGGGUUUUCGCUUUAUGGAAAGGUUUUACUCCAUAUUACGCAAGAUUGGGCCCACACACGGUCCUUACCUUCAUCGCACUAGAAUAUAUGACUGGCUGGUACAAGCGCAACAUCUUGGGAAUUGCUGGAGCUAAAGGCGGUGGUUUGUAAUAAUGAUGAGAACAUAUUCUUCAAUGUCCUGUGAAAUAACCAAAUAUGAUCAAAAAUUAGUCCAUGUCUGCAAUGCUGAUGAUUAAACAUACUUAACGCGGUAUAACAAGAUAUUCAUUCUCAUCUUAGUCAUUUGUAUGACCCGGACUAAAUUAACUGUUUGUAAUAAAUUAGAACGAUCAAAUAUUUUUGUUUACUGUUAUGUAUACAUUUGUUCAGUGUAUUUUGUUGUACUAAUCCCAGUUAUGUUUUGAAGAUUUUAAUGUAAUGCCAAUUGCCGAACUCUAUUAGAGUUCAAUUCAGUCAUUUCCAGGGAAGAAAUUUAGCAUGUGUUCGGAAAGUACAUGUAUAUGUAUAGUAUAUUGUUAUCUAAAUCACACGCGACAAUAGUUAUGUUAUAUGUAUGUAUAUUGUGAUCAUGAGUAUGAGAAUAUGAUAAUCAUAUAGUAAGUACCUACUUUAGUAUAGACAAUUGUUCUUCAGACAUGCCACCACAAUCGAAUUUACUUUCCUCGUUCAGCAGCAUCAGUCAAUAGGAAUACGAAGACCAGCAAAAUAGUAUGUAGUAAAAUCAAAUAUAACUGUUAUUACUAGACUCCAAUUGAUGCGAAUUCAAUAAAAGGACCAUAAAAUUCUCCUUAAA